Molecule: messenger RNA, 1651 nt
Organism: Cucurbita pepo subsp. pepo (vegetable marrow)
Lineage: Eukaryota; Viridiplantae; Streptophyta; Magnoliopsida; Cucurbitales; Cucurbitaceae
Product: methionine aminopeptidase 2B
Biological process (GO): proteolysis
Cellular component (GO): cytoplasm
Molecular function (GO): metalloaminopeptidase activity
Source: RefSeq, a predicted model, not a curated record
ACACAAGCGGUGAGGAAUGGCAAAGAAAACCCUGCGAGUUACCUUUUUCAUUUGACACUUCCUUUAAUCUCUCGCUCAUAACCAAAGGGUCGGCCAGUUUCAGUCGCAAAACAGGGCAAAUCUUGGUUGAUACUCAAUUUCUUCAAAGAACCCACAGACCUUCAAGUCUUCUCUUCUCAGUGUACUGUUAGGAGCGCCGCCGAGGAGGGUUUUUCAAUCAUGGCUGAUGAAAAUCACACUGAAAUUCGUGUCCCUGAAGAUGGGGCCUCAGAACCCAGUAAUGGGAAUGAACCAGAUUCUGUUGAACUUGCUUCCACAUCGCAAAAGGAUGAAGAUGAUUUGAAAGAAGGAACAAAGAAAAAGAAGAAGAAAAAUAAAAGCAAGAAAAAGAAAGAAGCGCCUCAACAGACAGAUCCACCGUCUAUUCCCGUCGUUGAUCUUUUCCCGUCCGGGGAUUAUCCAGAGGGUGAAAUUCAACAGUACAAGGAUGAUAACCUAUGGAGGACUACAUCCGAAGAGAAGAGGGAGUUGGAGCGCCUUGAAAAGCCAAUCUAUAAUUCUGUUCGCCGAGCAGCAGAAGUUCAUCGUCAGGUAAGAAAAUACAUAAAAAGCAUACUAAAGCCAGGGAUGUUGAUGACUGACCUGUGUGAGACAUUAGAGAACACAGUUAGGAAGCUCAUAUCUGAGAAUGGCUUGCAAGCAGGCAUAGCAUUUCCUACAGGAUGCUCUUUGAACUGGGUUGCUGCUCAUUGGACUCCUAAUACUGGAGAUAAGACUGUUCUUGGCUACAACGAUGUAAUGAAAUUGGAUUUUGGAACGCAUAUUGAUGGAUGCAUAGUUGAUUGUGCAUUUACUGUUGCAUUCAAUCCUAUGUUUGAUCCUCUGCUUGAAGCCUCGCGUGAGGCAACUAACACUGGCAUCAAGGAGUCUGGAAUCGAUGUACGGCUUUGCGACGUUGGUGCUGCAAUCCAGGAGGUCAUGGAGUCGUAUGAGGUUGAAAUUAACGGAAAGGUGUUUCAAGUUAAAAGCAUUCGAAAUUUGAAUGGACAUAGCAUAGGUCGUUACCAGAUCCAUGCUGGUAAGUCCGUUCCCAUUGUGAAAGGAGGGGAGCAAACAAAAAUGGAAGAGGGUGAAUUCUUCGCUAUCGAAACGUUUGGAUCGACGGGGAAAGGAUACGUUAGAGAAGAUCUUGAAUGUAGCCAUUACAUGAAGAACUUUGACGUUGGCCAUAUACCACUGAGGUUGCCAAGAGCGAAGCAAUUAUUAGCCACCAUUAAUAACAACUUCUCAACAUUAGCAUUCUGCAAACGAUAUCUCGAUCGUCUGGGCGAGACGAAAUAUCUAAUGGGAUUGAAGAAUUUGUGUGAUUCCGGAAUCGUUCAGGCCUAUCCUCCGUUGUGCGACUCGAAGGGCAGCUAUGUUUCUCAGUUUGAGCAUACCAUUUUACUAAGGCCAACCUGCAAAGAAGUGAUUUCCAGAGGUGAUGACUAUUGAUAUACUACUGUGGUGUGGCAGUUCCAAAGCCUUUCUCAUUGACAUGGUUACUGAAGAGCAUUGGUUUAAGUUACAUCUUUUUGUAUGAUAUUUGGUUAGUUCAAGAAGAUCAAAUACAACAAAUUGUUAUAUUUUUAUAUAGUUCUUAUGUUCUUUU